AAUAAAAAUAGAAUAAUCAUGUCAUGCGACGAAACUUGUACAUGUGAUAAGCGUGGUAUAGAUUAUUAUGGUGUAUUAUCAUUAACAAAAGAUUGCGACGAUUUGGAAAUCAAAACAGCAUUUCGACGUUUAGCGAUACGAUACAAUCCUAAAAGAGCAAAGGAUGAAAGUUUAAGUACUAUUUUUGCCUUGGUAACUGAAGCAUACGAUGUACUUUCAGAUCCUCUUAAAAGAACUGUAUAUGAUCAAUUCGGUGAGGAAGGUCUUAAAAAUGGCAUACCUGGAGCCGAAGAAUUCAUCUGUCCAUAUGUUUAUCAUGGAGAACCGAUGAGAACUUAUAGGGAAUUCUUCGGUACCGAAAGUCCUUAUGCUGAUCUAAUCUACGCAGUAACGCAGUCUCCAUCUCUUCUCGAAUUUCCCGAGGGGCGGGGUAUAAAACGUAAAGAAGAGCCUCUGAUAAAAACCUUGUACUUAACCCUUCUGGAGGUUUUUCUUGGUGGAAUUAAGAAAAUGAAGAUACAGAGAUUGGUUUUGGUAGGGGAUGAUAAAUCUAUGACAGUAGUAAAAGAAAAAAUUUUAACAAUACCUAUUAAACCAGGCAUACCGACAGGGACGAGGAUAACAUUUCCAGAGGAAGGUGACCAAGGACCCACGAAAAUACCUGCGGAUGUAAUCUUCAUCACGGAGGACCGGCCUCACGAGACCUUCCGAAGAGAGGGCUCUGACUUGCACAUGACGGUCGAUAUCUUUCUGCGAGAGGCACUGACCGGAACAGUGGUCACCGUCGACACCCUCGACGACAGAACCCUUCGAAUACCACUAACGUCUGUCAUCACACCAGAUUAUAAGAAACGCAUACUUGGAGAAGGAUUGCCAUUACCAGAAAAUCCAAAAGGAAAAGGAGAUCUAAUUAUAACCUUUAACAUUGAAUAUCCGGUAUAUAUGCCAGUAUCAAAUAAAAAUUAUGUUAAACGAGCGUUUGAUACAUCAGAAGAUAUUAGGGAUACAGAAUAUGUUCAUCGUCUUAUAUUGGCUAAUAAAAUGCGUAGAAAUAUUGAUUUUGAUGUUCCUGUACGCCGAGAUCCUAAAGAUUAUGAAGCAAAAGAAUUAGACUUUAUUUGUAACAUUUAAUUUUUCCAUAUUUUAAUGGUAUCGAUUUAUUAACUCUUUAAAUAUUUAAUUUUAGAUGUA
This is a messenger RNA of Apis dorsata (giant honeybee), 1191 nucleotides long. Its product is annotated as dnaJ homolog subfamily B member 13-like. The transcript has 6 exons. Gene Ontology annotation, cellular component: cytosol. Gene Ontology annotation, molecular function: protein-folding chaperone binding. Lineage: Eukaryota; Metazoa; Arthropoda; Insecta; Hymenoptera; Apidae. The record is from RefSeq and is a predicted model, not a curated record. Bases 19 to 1131 code for a protein of 370 amino acids.